AUGGCGACGAAAGAGUCGAGAAGCAAAAGAAGAGGCGACGACGACGAAGCGAUAGUGUGCGAUUCGCCUGUUUGGCUUGCAAAGGCAUGUAAGAUCCGAUUGAACCUCGGCAGCAGACAGGGAGAAAAAAAGAAGAAAAAGAAAGGGGAAAAAGGAGAAAAGAAAAAGAAAAAGAAAAAGGCGGCAACAACACGCAGAGACAAUGGCGAGCGAGGCGGAGAAUGGGCAAAUAGCGACAAGGGCAGCGUGGGAGAAACAUUUCUCACAAAGGCUAACAUAGCCAUGCCAUGCCAGCCAAGCAAAAGGUCUGGCUCGCAACCAGUCUCACAAUCUCACUCCAAAAGCCACACAGCACACACGCACGCACAUUCACCAUGCGCAAACAAGUAA
Molecule: messenger RNA, 390 nt
Organism: Ustilago hordei
Lineage: Eukaryota; Fungi; Basidiomycota; Ustilaginomycetes; Ustilaginales; Ustilaginaceae
Exons: 1
Coding region: 1-390 (129 amino acids)
Source: RefSeq, a predicted model, not a curated record